AUGAAGAUCCCCCUCCUCGCGCUGCUAAGCGCCUCCCUCGCACAAUGCCACGUCCAAACCGGCCUAGAUGUCCUCAUCUCCUCCCAAUACAGCCAACUCUCCAACCGCAAGGUCCUCGUGCUGAGCAACCCAACCGGAAUAACGCCCCAGCUCGACCUCGGCGUAGACGUCAUGUUUGCAUCCAAAAAGGUAAAUCUCGUGGGUGUGAUGGGCCCGGAGCACGGCUUCAGAGGGACGUCGCAGAACGGAGGGGGCGAGUCGACGUUUGUGGAUGAAAAGACUGGUCUGACGGUGUAUGAUGCGUAUAACGUGAAUACGAGUACAUUGAUGGGAUAUAUUAAGGAUUCGGGGGCAGAUACAAUCCUCUAUGAUAUUCAAGACGUGGGCGCUAGAUUCUACACAUGUAUGUUUUCCCUCUUCUUCUCAAGGAUGAACGUUAAUGGUGUAGAUAUCUGGGCUUUAUACGACACAAUGGUCGCCGCUGCGGCUACAAAUACUACCGUCAUGGUAAUUGACCGGCCUAAUCCCAUCACCGGCCUCAAUGCCUUUGGUCCCGUCCUCAACGACAGUUACAUCACAUCGUAUGUAGGUCGUCGACCCAUCGCCCAAGUCCACGGCAUGACAGUCGGCGAACUAGCAAAGAUGUACGUCGGCGAGGGCUGGAUCGCAGACGCCUCAAACGGAUCACACCUCACACUCGACGUCAUCAAGAUGAAGGGCUGGAAGCGAUCCAUGCGCUUUGAAGACACAAAGCUCCCCUGGGUGCUCCCCUCGCCAAACAUGCCGACUGUCGAUACGGCGAUGCUCUACGGCGGAAGCUGCAUGUUCGAAGGGACGAGUCUGUCCGAGGGACGCGGCACAGUCCGUCCAUUUGAGCUGCUCGGUGCGCCGUGGGCGAAUGAGUCCUGGGCAGAUGCGAUGAGGGCGCAGAGGGUGCGGAAUACGAAUUACAGGUUUCAGUGCUUUACGCCCACGACGUCCAAGUUUCAGGGGCAGACGGCGUGCGGUCUGCAGACGUAUAUGGACUUGGAUGGCGCGAGGGACUAUGAGGAGUUUGAUGCGCCGUUUGUGGGUGUCAAUUUGUUGUAUACGGCGAGAAAGCUGUUCGCGGAGGGGAGUACAUCUGGUGAGAAGCCAACGAAUACGUCCUUCCACUGGUUGUACAGCGGGACGUCGAAGACGUAUGACGUUGAUGUUUUGACGGGGUCGCCGCUUGUGAGGGAGAGUAUUGAGAAGGGCAUGACACCGGAUGAGAUACGGAGGGCUUGGACACCGCGGUUGCAGAAGUUUAGGGAGAUUCGGAAAAAGUAUCUACUUUAUUAG
This is a messenger RNA of Pochonia chlamydosporia 170, 1323 nucleotides long. RefSeq lists its product as hypothetical. NCBI's taxonomy places the organism in Eukaryota, Fungi, Ascomycota, Sordariomycetes, Hypocreales, Clavicipitaceae. Gene Ontology annotation, molecular function: peptidoglycan beta-N-acetylmuramidase activity. The transcript has a single exon. The record is from RefSeq and is a predicted model, not a curated record. The coding region runs from base 1 to 1323 and encodes 440 amino acids.